[Candida] anglica is the source of this 3671-nucleotide messenger RNA. The record is from the annotation of a GenBank genome assembly. Lineage: Eukaryota; Fungi; Ascomycota; Pichiomycetes; Serinales; Debaryomycetaceae.
UAUUGAGUCAAGACAUAACUAAAGAACCAUGGCCAAGCCAAGUACCUCUGAGAUAGACGAAGCCGCGGUAUUAAGGCGGUCUUCUCGACAAAAGGCUAGCACUUCAUAUAUUGAAUCUGACAGUGAUGAAGAGGAAGAGGAAGAAGAAGAAUAUGUAGAAAGCAGGCCAUUGAAGAGAAAAGCUCCAACUUCCAGGAAAGCAGGACCAAAAAAGAACAGAAAAACGGCAAAGGCUAUUAGUAGACUCGUGAAUGCAACUUUUGAAGAAAAUUACCUCUACGAAGCACUCUCACACCCAGAGACUGCCAUCCUGGAACUUGCCCUUGAAUGGGUCGAAGCAUAUGAAAAUGAUUCAGUGAAUGCCAUUACCACAUUAGUCAAUCUCAUGCUCAGAUGCUGCGGAUGUAUUCAUUUACUUCAACCACAUGAUCUAGCAAACCUUGAAUCAUCUGCCGAUACGGUAGCUGAAGUUCAAAUUGCGUAUGAACUGCAAAAAAGUCAUGAAUAUCCUUUCAUUUCCAAUAACAAAGAUCUUAAAUUCUUUAGAAGAAAUGUAAUAGAUUUCUUUGGAGAGAUUAUAACUUUAGCUCAUGAGAAAUCUUUAUUGUUUAAAGGCGAACAAAAUGAUGAAGAUGAGGAUGAAGAAGAUUCUCUCAGUUCUCCAAUUAUGACUCAAAUCCUUACUUGGUUUUCGUCUUUCAGUACAUCUACAACAAGACCUUUAAGGUUCACAUCCACCAUUAUCAUACUUUCGAUUCAAACAAAAUUAUGUGAGAUAAUGGUAUCUGUAGUCUCCAACAUGGAAAGAAGUCAGAGACAGUUAGAAAAUGUUAAAACUAAUAAAAAAUCAAAGGCAUAUCAAAAGAAAGUGGAUACAGUUACACAAGCUGUGAAAACUUAUCAUAUUCAAAUGGAAACUAUUCGUGAAUAUUUCACAGAUAUACUUGAAAUUACCUUUUCUCAUAGAUAUCGUGAUAUUGAUCCAUUAAUCAGACAAGAAUGUUUAAAACAAUUGGGGGAGUGGAUGUUAUUGUAUCCAGAAUUUUUCUUCCAGUCUUCUAACCUUCGUUAUUUUGGCUGGUUACUUUCAGAUCCAUCUAAUCAUGUACGGUCUGAAGCCUCAAGAGUUCUUCUUAAACUCUAUCGAUCAUCGCAUGGGAGCCUGAAUAUGAGCGUUGGCUUUAGACAAUUUACCGAUAGAUUUAAGAAACAGAUUAUCGCAAUUUCUUCAAAAGAUACGGAUUUUGGCGUUAGAUUGAAUUUGGUUAGUUGCUUAGUUGAGCUUCAAAAAAUAGGAUUUCUUGAUGAUGUGGAAAAGUUAGAUAUAAGUCUGCAAUUCUUUACUAUAUUGGCUACUCAAGGCAAGAAUCAUGGUAGUUAUGAGAAAAUUAAAUUAGAAUUGGCUAAAUUUAUUGCACUUCAAAAUUCUGAUGCAGUAAAAAGGUACCAAGAAAAGUAUUCAAUUUUAUUAUCUGUACAAGACAAUUCUACAGGCGGAGUAAAUGAAGAAGAAGACGAAAAUCAUGCUGCUGUUUCAGAAGAACAUACCCAUGUUCGAUUAGAAUCGUGUUUUAAGUACAAAUCAUUGGCAAAUUUCAUUCAACAAGUGAAAACACAUUACCUUUCAAAGAAACGAGGCAACGUGGUUGAUUCCUCUGCUAUAUGUGUGAUAUAUGCAUCAAUUGCACAAUUGCCUACGUUCACACAUUCAUGGGAAUUUCUUGUUAACUACUUCUUGUAUGACAUGUCGGCUAUAUCUAGUAAAGAUGGCGAAAAUGCCGAAUUGAAUGAAGUGAAAGAAAUUUUAGAAUUAAAUUCUAAUGAAGAUAAAUACUAUAUUCUAAGCUUCAUAGUGGGUGCAUUAACUUACACUUUACAAACUAGCAAAUUGAAAAGAAAAGAUCCAUCGACUAUCCAAGAAAGCUCUGAAUCUGUUCUUUUAAAAUUGUCCAAUUUUUUGACAUCCAUUCAAUCAAUUCUGAUGAAAUCUAAUCAACUUAUAGAAGUUUUUAUGAAAUUAUGGAAUUUAUUGUUGACUGAGUCUCCUCACACUUCAGAAAAUAUUUAUUCGACCUAUAAAAGUCUUGAUCAACUCGAAGUCUUUAACAAUCUUGUUGAUACUUUAUUGAAGUACUAUCAAAACUAUGAACCAAACGUUAUACAAGAUCCAAUUUUAAGAGACUUCGAUGGAUUCCUUGAAAAACUUCUUGGUGAUUAUAACAACAGUAUAUCUCGCACAGAUCAAGCAAAUAUUACUAAUUCGGUCUCAUUAACAAAUACUGAAAUUAGGAUGAAGGUGCAAGAUUUGUUACUGGAAUUGGUUGCUGAAGUUAAAGAUUCAUUGAAACUGACAUCACUUAUAGAUAUAGAAAAUUCGGUUGGAUAUAUUGAAUGCCUUAGAAUACUAACAAAUGUAUCACGUCCCAUUUUAAAAUUGAAUAAAUUGGGAGAAUUUAUUAACGUUAAUGAAUUUUUGAAAGAGCUGACAUUCACCACUGGCUCAUUACUUUCAAAAUUAUUUAAUGGGUGGAACCUCGAUCAAUACGUAAGAGAAUAUCCUAACAAAUUUUUAUCAGAUAGUGAACAAUUCACAAGUUUGUUCAAGAUAGUUUUGGAUUUCUCUUUAAUGACAAACUCAUGGAAGUUGGAAGAAUUAAUGUACGUCCCAGCUACUGAAACCGGACAUCAAUUAUAUGAUAUGGAAAUUGUGUUUGAAGAUUUGCAACAAAUUUUCUAUCAAAUUACAGGUAUUUUUGUAUCAACUUUCAAAGUUCAAUUAAAUGAAAGAACUAAUAUCUCAAGUAUGCGGAUAUUACGUACAUUAAAUAAUUUGCAAACUUUGUUUGGGGCCAAAUACAUAGAUUUGGCCGUUUCCAUGAAAAUAUUUUACACCAAGUACAAUAGAAAAGACCACUUUAAAAACUUUGAGUCAUUCUUUAGUGGGAAUAAUAAGGCUGCCAACUACUUUUUGAAAAAGAUACCAUUUGAAAUUGAACAGCGCCUUUUAGAAAUCUUUUUGUAUAAAGAAGCUGUUCUAGCUGGACUAGUUGAAGUGGAUCUUGACAGAAAUGACGAAGAGGAUGUCAAUUUUGGGGACUUCGAUAUUGAUGAUAUGAAUGAUAACAGUGAAGUAGAAAUUAAUGAAAGUAGAUUCGAUGAUGACGAAGAUGAAGAUGAUGAUGAUGAUGCUGAUAACUUAAGCGCUGAAGGAAGUUCUCAGAGAGAAUAUUUAUCCAACUCUAGAAAAAAGGCUAAUGAACUUACUGUCCAAGCUAAGAGGCAAGAACGAAUUUGGCAAGCCGAAAAGGAUAUUUGUGUAUUCACAAUGAAGCUUUUUGCACUCAUCAACUUGUCCAUGGUUGACGAGCAACUCGUGAAAAGAUUAAACUUGAAUAGUGUUGCACUUGGUGGGUUGUUCUAUAAGAUUAUCAAACUGAAUGAGGUGAGAAUUGGCACAAAUAUUUCGAAAGAAACUCACAAUUCUCCAACUCCAAUUCCUUCUGUUGAAGAAGAUCCUAGAGUCGAUUCACAGGAGAGUAUUGGAAAUCUGACCAGAAUUGAAGAACCAGAGGAAUUGGUUGAAAAUUCAGAUGGGGAAUAGCUAAAUCUACAUAGAAGUUAUAAUUUGUAAAUAAGGGUGUUCAUGAAUAUAUAAAUUGUUUCUUUAAUAU